Messenger RNA from Protopolystoma xenopodis, 381 nucleotides. NCBI's taxonomy places the organism in Eukaryota, Metazoa, Platyhelminthes, Monogenea, Polystomatidea, Polystomatidae. The record is from the annotation of a GenBank genome assembly.
AAUCUGGACCAGCUCUCGAGACGCAAAGGGCUGAACAAUUGCCAACAGGGCGGGCAUGGAGGCGAGAAUAAAAAGGACCGACGAUCGCCUCUUAUCAAACAAGCCUCAUUGACAGAUCAAACUUUUGUGAUGGCAUCAACAUUUGGGCAAACUAGAACUAUUUCAACUAGACCGUCAAGUUUUGAGCAUCUCUUGGCGGUUCAGGGUCGUGAGUCUGCCGCGCAAAAAGUGGUACGAGCAGUUCAUUUUACGGCGCCAAAAGUCUUUCGGCGAACCGACUACUCCAUGCAAUUUUCUCCCUUGCUUCGCUCUGGCCAGUACCAGUACAUCGUUGCCACCGACGAGCCCUUUAGCAGCUCAGUUUUUUCGACAAUCCAUUAG